Molecule: messenger RNA, 522 nt
Organism: Humulus lupulus (European hop)
Lineage: Eukaryota; Viridiplantae; Streptophyta; Magnoliopsida; Rosales; Cannabaceae
Product: DNA polymerase epsilon catalytic subunit A-like
Exons: 4
Coding region: 1-522 (173 amino acids)
Biological process (GO): DNA replication; base-excision repair, gap-filling; DNA replication proofreading
Cellular component (GO): epsilon DNA polymerase complex
Molecular function (GO): DNA-directed DNA polymerase activity; DNA binding; single-stranded DNA 3'-5' DNA exonuclease activity
Source: RefSeq, a predicted model, not a curated record
AUGGAAAAGCCACAGAUGAUGGCCUCAUAUUCUGUUUCUGAUGCUCUGUUUCAACUUAUUACUUGUGUGUUUUUCCACUCAUGCUCAACACUAGGUCUUUGUGCUUCCUUGUGUGGUGCAUUCUUUCAUAUGUUUUUACUUCAAAGCAUGUACUCAAUCAAGGCAACUUUGCUUUUAUUCCAGGCAUACAAGGCAAAUGUUAUUUUCCCUAACAAACACCAAUCUGAAUCAGAGAAGUUUCAUAAUAACCGUCUUCUUGAAAGCGAGACAUAUAUAGGUGGUCAUGUGGAAUGCCUUGAAAGUGGAGUUUUUAGAUCUGAUCUUUUAACUAGUUUUAAGCUUGAUCCAUCUGGAUAUCAGCAACUGAUUGACAACCUUGAUCGUGAUCUGCAAUAUGCUAUAAGAGUUGAGGGUAAGAUGGACUUGGAUUCCGUAUCUAAUUAUGAUGAAGUGAGGAGUUCUAUCUUUGAAAAGGUAUUGCCUCUUUCAUUUGCCUUGGAUAAUGUUCUGAUUUGUUCCUGA